This is a messenger RNA of Diplodia corticola, 2754 nucleotides long. Its product is annotated as protein stu1. The record is from RefSeq and is a predicted model, not a curated record. The transcript has 4 exons. Bases 1 to 2754 code for a protein of 917 amino acids. Lineage: Eukaryota; Fungi; Ascomycota; Dothideomycetes; Botryosphaeriales; Botryosphaeriaceae.
AUGCCACUAAACUUCUCCAAAGAGUUCUUGCGCCAGCGUGCUUGUUGGAUCCGCGAUGAGCUUGAUCCGCGCAUCUCCCGCGAUGGCCCCGAAUGCAUGCAGCCGGAUGACGUACUUACGUUGCAUGAGUUGUUCCUUGGCCUUCAGAGCGCCGACCUCUCGAUAGCGACACUCCGGUAUUCGCGCAUACACGUCGUUGUGCUGGAAGUGUCAGGAAAGGCAACGCGCUGGCCAAAGAGGCUGGCCGAGGAGUGCGACAAGAUCGUUGAUCUGUGGACGAAAAAGUACGGCAAACUGAGCGACAUUCGCCCAAGGCUGUUCAAACCAGAUGGAAGGCUUUAUGGUGUCUGUACCGGAAGGGAGCUCACUCGCGAUGCUCUUGUGAGGUUCUGGUCGCAGCAAGACCCCAGCUACAUGAGUCCGGACAGAGGCAUGCAGCAUGGAUCACUUGGCUUCAGCCCUGGAGAUUGGUGGAUUAACGGCACCUUUGCUUUCCAUUCCGGCAUCAUAAACCUCGAUUGUACCGACGGCGGUAUCUGUGCCAACAGCCGAGGCGCCUACGCAGUGGUCAUGAAGGAUAAUGACGAAGUGUACACCGAGUCCCCGGACAAGUUCAAAUAUCGCUGCAAGCCGAAUGACCCAGGUCGAUUCCGGAUGACUUCUGCCGACUUCCAGUCUCGGUUUCCCAUAAGAGUACUCAGAUCUCACACCCUGAAUUCUCUUUGGGCGCCAAGGUCCGGGAUGCGAUACGAAGGCCUAACCACGGGAUGGUCCAUCAGACCUGCCGAUCCAGCGGAAAAUGGCGGCUCAAGCCUCAUAUGGGAAAUAAGGCUGGAGCGUGACUACACUCUCGAGGAUGAACACUCACAAAUUCCGCCCUUAAAGCAUCCCACAGCCGAAGAAACAGACGACUACAUGGAGUACAAGAAAGUUAGGAAGGAAAUGCUCCACAAAGUCCGCGAGAGGAUUCUGAAUGGCGUUCCCUCCAAAAAGCCCCCCUCUCCGCCAGCUGCGCCUUCCGCCCCAGAGAAGCCAGCUAUUACGAUUCAGUCCCCUCCAAUGUCUCCUAGAACAGAAAUGCCCUUCUUUGUAGGUGAUUACUGCCUGAUGCGGGAGCCAGUGCUGCCAGGCUCUCCAGAAAGCCCACCUCUAUCACGCACUUCCUUCUUCCAACCACCAUCGCCACGGGUGCAGACUGGUCCAGUAGUCAAGUCACAGCGUGAGACCCAACCACAACCGCGCAGCCUUACCGUUCCGCAGAGCCUUCGCAAGGCCCGGACACAGAAGCCACAAGGUGAAGCCACCUCCGCAAAAUCCGCCACCCCAUCCCAGCAGCCGCCCGACACCAGCGCCAAAUCGAGCGUCAAAGACUUCGCUCGAGCGCUGUCGACCGGCCGCGAUGCCAGAAGCAGCAUCGCGAAGACUUUCACGCGCAUCUUCGCCGACGGCGCUCUUGACAGCGAGAUUCCAGAAUCGCCCUUCGGCUCCGUCCUCGCCGGAUACGACAGGGGCAGCGAACCGUCCUCCUACCCCUUCGACGCACCCCCACCAGUCCCACCGCCACCACCACCACCACCUCCUCCUCCAGCAACCACUCCGGCAGCCGCUUCGGCGGGCGACACGGGUCCGCCGCCCUCGGAAAAAGGCAGCAAAGACCCCAUCCUCCGCCAAGUCCACUGGGGAACUCCCGUCGACGCCGACGAUGCCUCGGGAAAAAAUCAGCACCACCCGCCCCUGUCCACGGACAAGCCCAAGAAGGGGAAACCGCGCCACCUCCGGCGGCGCGACCGCGCCGUGUACGAGGACUACGACCGCCAGGCGGAGGGCGUCGACCCGCGGCUGCUGCUGGCCGCGCUCGACGACGUGUGGGACGAGUGCCCGGACCCGGAGUAUCCGGACAUGGCGCUCGAGGGCGAGCCGGCCGCCGCGUACGAGGGCAUCAGCUUGGGCUCUGGCUCGGGCUCGCGCUCGCGCUCCCGCUCCGGCUCGCGCUUGGACUCGUACUACUCGGGCGGGUUCGGCAGCGAUGGUGGUGGUGGUGGCGCCGGCGCCGGAAGGGCGCAGAGGAGCAGCAGGGGCGACGAUCAACAACAACAACAACAAGCGGCUACGACGGCGGCGGCGGCGACGACUGCGGCGGGAGAUGGCCGGGACAUCGGUGCUGCUCUUGCGGGUCCUGGAGCGAGGAGGAGCUGGCAUGGCGGUGAUGUCGAGGCCGCCUCCGCCUCCUCGUCCUCGGCUGCACACGAGAUGGGUGGCAGCAGGUUGAGGGAUCAUCAGCUGGCGGCGGAGAGCAACAGCGCGACGACGACAACAGCAACAACAACGACAAACUCCCCCGAGGACAUGAUGGUGGUGGCGAGGCACGGCCAGCCGCAGCAGCGCUUGUUGUCGAGCGGUAACGCCGGCAUGAUGGGGAGCAUCGGUGGUGGUGGUGGUGGUGGUGGUGGCAGCAGGAGAAGGAGCAGCAGUCUCGGCACGUUCGACUCGCGCAUGCCCAGCUGGACGCCGGACGAGUCUGCCGGCGGCGGUGUCGGCGCGGCGAGCAGGCGGGCGAGGAGGCCGACGAUUGUGCGGUUCUCGGGCAUCUUCAAGCGGAAGAGUUUGGACGAGACGGUCGACGAGGUGGUGGACGAAGGGGUGGUGGUGGAGGAUGAGGUGCAGAUGAAGAAGGGAAAGGAGGAGGUGGGUAGGUCGGGUGCGGUGGCGACGGAGGUGGUGAUGAGUGAUGGCUUUGGGGACGAGCCUUUGUGA